UCAGACUUCCUGGUGUGUUUGUUUUAUGGCCAGAGCCAAUGUGCAAAAGGGCAGAUCACAUACACAGCAGUAACAGCCCCUUCUGGAUCGAGAGAACGUGAUACUAUAGUCUCUGUGUAAAGAAGAAAGUAGAGACGUACACAUCUGUAUUAAAACCGCAGAUAUUGAUCUUUGAAAAGGACGCUUACCACCAGAAAAGGGUGGUGGUUGAGAAAGUGGGUGUGUGUGUGUCGUUGAAAUUGUAGUACAAACAGCAGUGCAGCUGGGGGUUGUGACAACAAAACACAUUGCUGGGGCAGCUCUUUGCAGAACAGCGUCAUCCACACACAGUAAAACAGUGUGACAAUGGACCGCAUAUCCUAGAAUGCGCAGCCCGGCUCACCGGUGCAGAGAUAUCGAGAGGCAAGCCGGCUACCUGCAGCCUGACCAGUGUGUGCCCCCCCCACCUCGCGGCACAGCGGACGGCAUGUGGUUCAUCCAGGACGGCUGCGGCAUCGUCUGCGGUGUUAUCACCUGGCUGCUGGUCUUUUAUGCAGAGUUUGUGGUGCUCUUUGUCAUGCUGGUGCCCUCCAAGAGCCUGGUGUACAGCAUAUUCAAUGGAGUUCUUUUCAAUGCGCUGGCCUUCCUCGCCCUGGCCUCCCACUUCAGGGCCAUGCUGACAGACCCGGGAGCAGUGCAAAAAGGGAACGCCACUAAGGAGUUCAUUGAGAGUUUGCAGCUGAAACCGGGCCAGGUGGUCUACAAGUGUCCCAAAUGCUGCAGCAUCAAGCCGGACAGAGCCCAUCACUGCAGUGUUUGCAAGAGGUGUAUUCGGAAGAUGGAUCACCACUGCCCCUGGGUCAAUAACUGCGUAGGGGAGGAAAACCAGAAGUACUUUGUACUUUUUACAAUGUAUAUAGCAUUGAUAUCCUUGCAUUGCCUUGUGAUGGUAGUGUUUCAUUUCCUUUAUUGCUUCGAAGAUGACUGGACAAAGUGCAGUACCUUCUCACCUCCAGCGACAGUGAUCCUGCUCAUCCUGUUGUGUUUUGAGGGGCUCCUUUUCCUCAUUUUCACAUCUGUGAUGUUUGGGACCCAAGUCCAUUCAAUCUGUACUGAUGAAACAUUCUGGAGGCAUACGUUCCUCAGUGAUUAUUGCGUGUGUAACACCAGUCUGCUUCAAAGCCUGCUCUCCUGAAUGACACAUGGAAUCAAGAUGUAUGCAUUCCUGGAUAUAGAAGCACCUAUCAAUCGAGUGCUGAUGGUCUGUCCUCUUGACCAUUGACACUGAAACUGACUUGCAACAGGGAAAUACAGUUUUUAUGCUUUAGUCUGCUUUUGUCUGCAAGGAUAAUGCAAGUUUCUACGCUGCUACAUGGAAAUGGCAUUGAUGCCUGAGCACUAUGGCAAUUCGCAAUGGAUUGUAGGAUCAGUAGUCCCAAAACGGCACUAAAAUACAGAACAGAGGCUCUAAUCUGGAUGCAAGUUAAUGCUUCCCAAUGUCCUGUUUAAACUAGGGCGAUUUAUCUUCCCUUGGGGAGGCUCCAAAAUAAUUCACACAAACAGGAAUUUGUAUCAAGUGAAUUCAUAUUAUAAGAAGCAAGUCCCAUUCUGAAUAUAGUUCAUAAGCCUGCAUUAUUGUAUCCCAUUUUUUUAGAAUGGUUGACAGUGUUCCUGGGAAUGUUAAAAUCUGUAGCAAGUAAUUUACAGCAAGAGACUGCUAAAUUUUGCAUGGACUUUGCAGUAAAUUCGUACUAUCAGGAAAUUCAUCUUAUCCAAAUUCAUUUUAAUGAGAAUUGACUGUAUAAGUAUAUGUCUGUGUGUGUGUAUACAUACAGCUGCUUUGAUUGAAUAUGGGUCAUAAAUCGGCUAUAGAUUUUGAUUAAAUCCACCCUUGGAUGUUUGAGCACCCCUCAUAAAGCCAUAGUAACAUUGAAGUAUCUUCAGUAUAGCAGCACUUCUUGUUUGUCUAGUCAUCAGGGUUGUAAAGAUCUUUUUACGAUGCAGUUUUCUGUGGAAAUUGACCACACUUUUUAAACCUGUUUGAUGUUUGCUGCAUGUCGUUUGUUAACAAUGCUGUUUUUGCUGUCUUUUAUCCCUUACUAAACUGAAAUUCUCUCUUUCUUCAUUUCUUUUUGUCUGCAACUGUGCGAGUGAAGUUAUAGUCCUCUUUUGUCAAAACCUGCAGAUUUGUGUUAAAAGAUAUUGAUUGAACUAUGUAGUCAAUAAAACCCUUCCCGUCUUCCAAAAUUGGACUUUUCCAAAUUUAAAACUGAGCAUGAAGAAAAACAGCUUUUUGCAACAAUACAACUGAAUCGUACGAUUAUGUCUUUUAUUUUUACAGCUGUACUUGAUAACAUUUUAAAAGCCGUGGUCCAGUCACACCUUUUAUAGCUCUUGCAUGUCUGUUCCAACCAUUAACCUGUCCCUUGCAACCCUCUGUGGAUACAGUUAGAAAUAUCACAGUUUAAUGGUAACACUGGCGUACUAGCUGAACAGAAUACAUGUUAGAGCUCCACUCAGGCCACAAGGGAGCUUUUGAUUGCUGAGUUUUAAUAAGUCACCAGAAUGUGAUUGCUGAAACAGACACUUAUAUGCAAUGUGAUUAUAAACAAUAAUAAAUAAGAAUAAAUUAGUUAAAAUCACUCAGAUAUUGUAUAUCCGUAGCAAGAUGCUCUGUUAGUACACAUGGAACAUGUUCUGCUCCACAGUAAUUAGUGAUUAAGCAAAGCCAUUCUGAACCUAAUCCAAGUUUUAAUAGUUUUUCAAAAGUCCCCAGUUACACCUGUAAAUCUGCCACACACCGGAAGUGAAUACAUGCUUCGAUGCAGCUAAAUAAUAGAUCCAAUACUUUCAAUAAGAACUUUUCACACCCCAAGCAUCGAUGCUAAAUAAAUAGGAUUGAAUAAAAAAAAAAAUGGGAAUGUGUCGCAUGACAUAUAGGGGACUGAGCAAUCGCAGCUCACCAUCCAAGCACAUGUUCUUCAGUAAAUAAUAGAAUCUCAACAAAAAAAAAUAUUUUUACUUUGGGAAGGAAGAUUCUUGAUUCCUUUGCCAAGGUUUUAGCGCAAUGAAGCCUGUAUAAAAAUGCAGCCGGUUUUUGCAUCUAGUUGUUUCUUUAAUGUAGUGCUUGAAUACAAAAAAAAAUAUAGAAAUGAAUCAAGUUCCACAAAAUAAAUGGUUGGAAUCUGACAAGAAAUCGUAUUGUGUCCGGUGUGUGGCAGCCAGAAACCAGGUUAAAAUCGAAAUGUGAUUCCAAUUAGAUUAAAUUUGUUUGCCAUUUUUAUUAUGCCCAUUAAACCAUUUUGUUCUGCAGUAUAGCAUUGCUCCUUAAUGAUGUCAACCCCAACA
This is a messenger RNA of Acipenser ruthenus (sterlet), 3327 nucleotides long. RefSeq names its product palmitoyltransferase ZDHHC3-like. The coding region runs from base 365 to 1174 and encodes 269 amino acids. Lineage: Eukaryota; Metazoa; Chordata; Actinopteri; Acipenseriformes; Acipenseridae. Gene Ontology annotation, molecular function: protein-cysteine S-palmitoyltransferase activity. The record is from RefSeq and is a predicted model, not a curated record. Gene Ontology annotation, cellular component: Golgi apparatus; endoplasmic reticulum. The transcript is spliced from 7 exons. Gene Ontology annotation, biological process: protein targeting to membrane; peptidyl-L-cysteine S-palmitoylation.